CCCUGAAGGCAGCGGAACCGCUGUAGCUAACAGAUGAUUCUGUUGCGAUCAUAGCAACAGUCCAUGUGAAAGGAGACUGACCACCGACCACUAAUGAUACAACCUCUGUCAAGAUAACCUCAACAGAGCAGCUACUUUAUUCAAGAAGAUGAUUCCAGAGUUGUCCAACCCGUCUGUGUGCAUGAGGGACCCCCAGAGGGUCCAGGAGAUCCUCGAGUCCAUGGUGAAGGCUGGCUCCAACACCGUGCAGGUGAUCUCAGACUUUGACAUGACCCUCACAAGAUUUGCAUACAAUGGGAAAAGGUGUCCUACUUGUCACAACAUUCUUGACAACAGCAAACUCAUCUCCAAUGAGUGCAAGGAAAAGCUGAAGGAGCUUCUCAACACAUAUUACCCCAUAGAGAUCGACUCUUCAAGGUCAAUAGACGAAAAGCUGCCCCUCAUGGUGGAGUGGUGGACUAAAGCCCAUGAAAUCCUGGUUCAGCAGGAGAUUAAGAAAGACAUGCUGGCCACAGCGGUGCGGGAGUCUGAGGCCAUGCUGAGGGAGGGCUACCCGCUCUUCUUUAACCACCUGCAUGAGCACAGCAUCCCUCUGCUCAUCUUCUCUGCUGGAAUUGGAGACAUCUUAGAAGAGGUUAUUCGCCAGGCUGGGGUCUUCCACUCCAACGUCAAAGUGUUCUCCAACUACAUGGAUUUUGAUGAAACUGGAGUAUUAAAGGCUUUCAAAGGAGAGCUGAUCCACAUCUACAACAAAAGGGAAGGAGCACUGCUGAACACCGGCCACUUUCAAGAGCUGCGGACGCGGCCUAACGUGCUGUUGAUGGGAGACUCUCUGGGAGAUCUGACCAUGGCUGAUGGGGUCCAGGACAUGGAAAACAUCCUCAAGAUUGGCUUUCUAAAUGACAAGGUGGAGGAGAGGAAGCAGUCUUACUUGGACUCGUAUGAUAUUGUGCUGAUAAAAGAUGAGUCCUUGGAAGUCCCUAAUGCUGUACUUCUCUACCUCACUGGGAAUAAGUGAACUGAGAAAACCCCGAGCCAGUUGGUAUUUGACACUCCGGUGCCGUCAGCUCAGGAGGGCCCGUUGAAGGCUCAUCGCCACCCGUCUAAGAUCGGCUCAUGAUACUUUGACAGUCAUCCGUCACAUUCACCGCGUCUCCCACUUUAAGAUUUUGUCCUUUCGCCUUCCUCUUGGUUCUGUGGUUAAAACUGCUGUUGGACUGUGUGAUUGAGGCCAUGAGCAGCAUGUAACGUUUGUGUGUUUUAUUGUUUGGGGAAGAUGGGUUUUGUGUAGUUUUGGUCUUCACAUAGGAAGUAAUGAUAAAGGGAAAGAAAAUGGCAGCACGCGUCAACAUUCGGUAUGAAACUGAUUUCCAGCCUCUAACAAUAAAACUUUUUUAAAGCGAAUAUUAAACCAACA
Notolabrus celidotus (New Zealand spotty) is the source of this 1417-nucleotide messenger RNA. RefSeq names its product cytosolic 5'-nucleotidase 3-like. Gene Ontology annotation, molecular function: magnesium ion binding; 5'-nucleotidase activity. Gene Ontology annotation, cellular component: cytoplasm. The record is from RefSeq and is a predicted model, not a curated record. Lineage: Eukaryota; Metazoa; Chordata; Actinopteri; Labriformes; Labridae. The transcript has 9 exons. Bases 149 to 1018 code for a protein of 289 amino acids.